AAAGUCGUUGUUGAUUCUAGCACCGUAUUUUGAUAUAUUCCAAAUUUUAUACAAUUUUAGUUUAAAAAUAUGGAAAACGUCCGAAAAAGAAAGCUGAUUAACCACUCCAGUGAUUCAGACGAUGAAAACGAAAGAAAUAAUUCUACGAGAUCAAGGAGUACGGAUGCUCCAAGAUUAUGUCCCUACUUAGAUACAAUCAAUCGCCAAUUUCUCGAUUUUGAUUUUGAGAAACUCUGUUCCGUUUCCCUUUCGAGAAUCAAUGUCUACGCUUGUUUAGUUUGCGGGAAAUAUUUCCAAGGCAGAGGCACAAAUACUCACGCAUACACCCACAGUGUAGCUGAAAGUCAUCACGUCUUUUUAAAUUUGCAUACUCUCAAGUUCUACUGUCUCCCAGACAAUUAUGAAAUAGUCGAUUCGUCACUGGACGAUAUUAAAUACGUCCUCAAUCCAACUUUCGACAGAGCCCAGAUCAAUCAGUUGGACACGAAUGCAAAACUUUCUCGAGCCAUUGAUGGAUCGAUGUAUUCGCCAGGAAUAGUUGGCUUAAAUAAUAUCAAAGCAAACGACUAUUGUAAUGUUAUCCUUCAGGCCUUGUCGCACGUAACACCUCUACGAGACUUUUACCUGAGAGAAUCGAAUUACGACAAAGUUAGAAGGCCUCCUGGCGAUUCGUCCUAUCUUCUAGUUCAGCGGUUUGGAGAACUCAUGAGAAAGUUGUGGAAUCCGCGAAACUUUAAAACCCACGUUAGUCCGCAUGAAAUGCUCCAGGCUGUUGUCUUGUGGAGUAAAAAGAGAUUUCAGUUUAUAGAACAAGGUGAUCCUGUUGACUUUUUAUCAUGGUUUUUAAAUGCGUUGCAUUUAGCCCUUAAUGGCACAAAAAAGAGGGGUUCCAGCAUAAUUUACAAAACUUUCUUGGGUCACAUGAGGAUAUACACUCGAAAAAUUCCACCUCUUGAACUUGAAGAAAGUCAAAGGAGCGAGUUAAUGAACACAUUAGAGUAUCGCGAAACAGUUACGGAAAGUCCAUUUUUGUAUCUUACCUGUGAUUUGCCACCUCCUCCACUUUUUAAGGAUCAAUUUACGGAGAAUAUAAUUCCUCAAGUAAAUUUGUACACUCUCUUAAAUAAAUUCAACGCAAUAUCAGAGAAGGAGUACAAAACUUAUAAGGAGAAUUUUAUGAAGAGAUUCGAGAUCACGGAAUUGCCUCCGUAUCUCAUUUUGUACAUUAAGAGAUUUACGAAGAAUACUUUCUAUGUAGAAAAGAAUCCAACGAUUGUCAACUUUCCAGUCAAGAACGUUGAUUUUGGUGAUAUUUUAACGCCGGAAGUAAAAGCGAGACAUCCGUUUACGACUUACGAUUUAGUGGCCAAUAUUGUCCACGAUGGUGAGCCUGCUCACGGAACUUACAGGGUUCAUAUAUUACAUCGAGCCACUGGCCAGUGGUACGAGAUGCAAGAUUUACACGUUACACAGAUUCUCCCCCAGAUGAUUACGUUGACGGAGGCCUACAUACAAAUUUACGAACUGAGGAAGGACACGCAACAGUCGAAUGGUGCAAAAUCUUAAUUCAUAUUUAACUAGCUUCAGUAUGAAUCACUGUAAAGAUAAGGGAAAACUUGUUGGUGUUCUUCGGUGCCUUCCUCCGCUACUAAUCACCACGUCAGAGAAAGACAAAACUGUUUCUUUGUCGUUACGCCGUACAAACUAAGAUGUAUCUCUCAAAGUAUCCAUUGGUUUUAAUAAGAAGGAACGGUAGCGGAAGCCGCGAAAAAAUCUUCAUAUAUGUAUACCUUAGUCAACAGUUGCUCCUGGCGUUCAGAUUUAAUUUCGGUUU
Molecule: messenger RNA, 1834 nt
Organism: Belonocnema kinseyi
Lineage: Eukaryota; Metazoa; Arthropoda; Insecta; Hymenoptera; Cynipidae
Gene: Usp39
Product: U4/U6.U5 tri-snRNP-associated protein 2
Exons: 10
Coding region: 70-1566 (498 amino acids)
Biological process (GO): mRNA processing; spliceosomal complex assembly; protein deubiquitination
Molecular function (GO): cysteine-type deubiquitinase activity; zinc ion binding
Source: RefSeq, a predicted model, not a curated record